AUGUCUUCAACUACAGGUCUUAACGCAGAGAAUGACGAGCAUGAAAGCGUAACGGACAUCUUACCAUCUGUAGAAACAGAAGAUGAUCUCACAGCAUUGACGAAUGAAGAACUCCUUGAUCAAGGAUGGGAAAAAGUCCAAACUAUUACCAAACCACUACAAGAUGAACUUGAUAGUAAGAUUUGGGCCAUGAGGGAAGAAUGGAUUCAAGAACAACGAAAAAAACGUUUAGCAGAAAGUCCGGUUAUAAUGCCACAAGAACAACUUGAUGCUUUACAGAGUGAUCGUCCAUCUACUUCAAAUAACAAUGACGGUUCAACUCAAGGACGUACUCGAUCUGGAAGAAACUGGGGAGUCACGCGUCAACCUCUUCUACUGAAUAGUAGAGUACGUGGUAGUCAAGGCGAUGUAGUUUUGAUUGGCUACAUGGGAAAUGGAAACGUACCUGUUGCAAGAGGUCGUUCGGAAGAAUCUUUCGCUACUCAUUCUAGUCGAUCUGAUUCUUCAGGUCAAACAACUCCAGUAGCUGGUACGAUUGUUCCAGCUGAGGAAACUCAACAACAACAAGUCAGAGAUGUUGUACCAGAUACUAACCAAGCUUCUAAUGUUGAAACAGUGUCAAGUUCUGAUUCCGAUUCUAAUUCUUCAAAUCAUACUUCAAGCUCAUCUAAUAACAGUCAUGGUUUUCAAGAACCUUCCUUAUUAUCACGACCGUUGAUAUUACAAGAAGCCAGAAGAACUUAUUUACUUUUGAGUUCCCUGGUCAAGAGUAAUGAAUAUGAUAAACAAUUAUCAGUACUCGAAAAGGAUCAAAAGUCCAUAUUGGAUUUACCGGCCAUGUUAAUCGGUCAGAGACAGAUGGAUUGGAGUUACGAUGUCGAUUGGGUUAUGGAGAGGAAUAAAGAGGGUAAAUUAGAGGAAAUAGAGAAAUGGACUGUGAUACUUACGAUGGAUAGAGGUUUUGAUAAGUAUGAACCUAUGGGACCAAUGUUCUUAUGGGAAGAAGAAACCAGAGCUCUGAUCAAGGGUUUUAAAGAAGAUUGGAAGAACGUAGAUGGAUAUCCAAGGGAUACUGGUAUAUCUGAGAAUUUGAUAAGAGCUUUUGGAAAGAUCAGGAAGAAUCGUACGACUUUAGGUGAUGAGACACUGAACGAUGAUCCCUCAGAGUCCAAAGCCACAUCCAUACCAAGAGAAAAAAUGACAGAAGGUGUAACGAUGUUGUCAGAAGAAGAGGAAUUCACACCAGAAGAGUGGAGAUCGAAAAAGGCAAAAGAAGUAACAAAACUUCCAAAUUCAGAAGCGUUCACCAUUGAAAAUAGCAAAACCAAGUAUCCCGCUUUCUUUCAAAUCAGGUUCGUGCCGGAUUUUUCUUACACUCCCUUGAGUAACCAAGAGUUGGAGUUACCAGAAGAAUGGAAGUUGCUCUGGGAAAGAGAAAAACAUAAACUUGACAAUCGGACAUUUGAGCCGGUCAUCACGGCUUCAGAAGAGAACGAAGGCAAAGAUGUGAAUGAAGACGAGGCAUCCGAGGGUGAAAGGGGCGAUGGGGAGAGAUCAGCCAGGAAAAGUAGAGAACGUAUGCCAGAAGGGCAAGAAGGGGAAGAAGAGGGAGGAGAGGAAGAAGAAGAAGGAGAAGGUGAGGAUGUUGGGAGUCCUUACUUUACUGAUGCCUCCAAGAGAACAUAUGAUAGCGAUAGUGAUGAAGAUAGCGAGAGGACGCGCAAACGGUCCCGAGACUUGAGAUCUGUGAGCGUAAGUCCGGACUGGGACGGACUAGUGAAUCUUCCGGAUGAUGACUUUGGUCGAUGUUUUGACGGAGGCGCCAACUCUGAGAUUGCCAGUGGGUGA
Messenger RNA from Tremella mesenterica DSM 1558, 1848 nucleotides. RefSeq lists its product as uncharacterized. NCBI's taxonomy places the organism in Eukaryota, Fungi, Basidiomycota, Tremellomycetes, Tremellales, Tremellaceae. The record is from RefSeq and is a predicted model, not a curated record. Bases 1 to 1848 code for a protein of 615 amino acids. The transcript has 3 exons.